UUCGGGGAUGGAACCUCGUUGGUAGUCAAGACGACGAAGUUUUUUCUUGGAGAUUAUCAGCCGAGAUACUCAUGGAAACGUUCUCGAUCAGGUAAAUAAAAUUAUGAAACUCAGUUGCCUCCUCAUUAAAGGAAUCUUCAGGAUCUCUUGUGCGAUGCAAGUAAGCUGGUGACUUCUUAGAGGAUGCUUACAGGCCCGAGGAAGAGCAACCUGGACGUGGACGAUAUACAAAUGAAGUGAACAACGCCGUCUACGGCCUCGCAAACUUGCGACUAAGAGUGAGCCUUAUGAAGCCGACGAGCACGCUUCAGGUGGCCGCAGGCGAAGUACACGGCUGGCGUAGGGUCGCGUGGUUAGUCUCUCCAACAGCAGGUGCACAAGACGCAGGAGAAACGUCGGCCGUCCUUCACACUGGGAAGCUAGCUCGUCGGACUGGGAUGGAAGCAGCGACGACGAUGGACGCCGAAAGCCCGAAAGAAGAACUUCGAGCAGACUGAAAGUGAAGCUGCAGAAGAACGUUGGGUCGAGGUACAAGGAUUUCCAUGAAGAGAAACCUCAGCACCGAGCAACGUGUCCUGGUUACUCUUGACAGAGGUGGAGCGGACGCGCUACAUUCCACAGUAUGGUGAUGAGGUGGUGUACUUCCGAUAGGACUGGAAAGUGUCGGGGAACACUUGUUGCCGGCUGACUCUCGAGUUCAUGGACGGGUACAGGAUUCGCGGCAGCAGCUUCAGCGUCGACUUGCCGGAGCUGACAGACUACGCCGACUUUAUAGCGGAGAGAAACCGAGGCCUCCUUGGCCAGGAACUGGUCCAGUCGGGACAAGUGGAGGUCGGACGAGGAAGAAGGUGGUCGCUGGUGGGAAGGGACGAUAACUCAGGUGAAGGCAAAGUCGCCCGAGUUUCCAUACAGCAGGACGAGCCAUCGACGACUGGGAGCUUCACGACGUUGAGAAUCCUUGAACUUGGGAGCCGCCACAGAUCGAGCAGGACAAGGCGAGCUGCUCGACAUCGUGACGAGGUGCUCCGCCCCAACCAACAGGACGAGUGCUGUGAGCAAGCCGGAUUUUGUAGACAGGAUUGCGCUACCAUCUCCAUGGACGUGAUUCGCGAGCGGCUAGACUACCGUAGCGUGUUGUCGUUGUCACACGAUAUUAGGAUACUGAUGGUGUUGGGAAACAGCGCGGCUGAGGCACUGCAAAUGUCAGCUUUGUAAGAAUUUUCUCGAGGUCAAACACGAGAUCAUUCCUACGAGAAAACGAGCACACCGAUUUGUACCUGGAAAACCACAUCAAAGUCAAGCUUUGAGUCGGUUUAAGGAUGAAAGCUUCUAAUUCUUUC
Molecule: messenger RNA, 1340 nt
Organism: Selaginella moellendorffii
Lineage: Eukaryota; Viridiplantae; Streptophyta; Lycopodiopsida; Selaginellales; Selaginellaceae
Exons: 5
Coding region: 700-1215 (171 amino acids)
Source: RefSeq, a predicted model, not a curated record